UCAACCUUUUCCGGGGGUUUUUCUGCGCUGCACAAAACAAUGUCCACAACCAGGUGAGCUCAAACAUGACUUGGAGCUCCCUCGGCCUUAGCCUGAUAGAUAGUUGCUGGUUAUUUCUGGCUCUGUGUUUCCUUGUAGCUUUUAGCGUUCACAAAGCCUCAGCCCAGCUACCGAGAGAGUACCGGAAGUCCAGUCUGUUCACACUGUUUCAGGAUCUGAUUCGUUACGGAAAAACCAAACAGAACCUGCACCGUGCAGAGUGGCUGCGAGUGUUUGACGUCCCGAAACGGUGGUUUUGGCACUUUUAUGCCAUCUCUGUUUGCUGGAAUGUUUUCCUUCUCCUGUUGUCUUUCAACUUAAUCUACCAGCUCCAGUCUUACCCACCAUGGCUGACUGGGAUGUUGGAGAUUUUAACUGGUGUACCCAGUUCUUUUGGCCAAGCUCCGCAGCUGUCCACGGUCCUGGUGCAGCUGCUGCUGUGUGUCCACUCCCUCAGGAGGCUGCUGGAGUGUCUGUUUGUCAGUGUGUUUUCUGAUGGAGCCAUGCAUCUGGUGCAGUAUUUGUUUGGCCUGGGCUAUUACAUUGUGCUGGGAUUGACUGUGCUUUGCUCGGAUCUCACGGCAAAAGGUCAUGGGACUCUCCUCUCUUGCUCGGAUUGGAUUCGUGCGGCCGGAUUUGUUCUCUUCAUCGCGGCCUCUCUCCUGCAGCAUCACUCUAUGGUCCUGCUGGCCGAGCUUCGCAAAGGAAAGUCAGGACGAGUGGAGACUCUGGCUCACCGGGUCCCAGAGGGGGGCUGGUUCGAACUGGUUUCGUGUCCACAUUACUUCGCCGAACUGCUCAUUUACGUCUCGCUGGGCUUCGCUCUCGGCGGGUUCUCUUUCACCUGGUGGCUGGUGGUCCUUUACGUGCUCUUCAACCAGGCACUGUCUGGACAGCUUUGUCAUGACCUUUACGUCAGCAAGUACGAGUCGUACCCAAAGCACAGAAGAGCAUUUAUACCGUUUGUGCUCUGAGCUCUGUGCAACUGUAAAUAGACUGCAAAUUGUGAUACGAGAUUCAAAAAAUGGACCUUAAAUUAGUGUUGUUGUAACUGUCAGAACUUGUUUUAUGGUACGCCAACAUGUCUUUGCUUGUUACAACAUUCCAUCUUGUUAUAGUUGAAGUUCAAACUUAUGUAUAAAGAUGUAUAACAACUGCCA
Messenger RNA from Poecilia reticulata (guppy), 1199 nucleotides. It is a transcript of the gene srd5a3, whose product is annotated as steroid 5 alpha-reductase 3. The record is from RefSeq and is a predicted model, not a curated record. Gene Ontology annotation, biological process: dolichol-linked oligosaccharide biosynthetic process; polyprenol catabolic process. Gene Ontology annotation, molecular function: 3-oxo-5-alpha-steroid 4-dehydrogenase activity. Gene Ontology annotation, cellular component: endoplasmic reticulum. NCBI's taxonomy places the organism in Eukaryota, Metazoa, Chordata, Actinopteri, Cyprinodontiformes, Poeciliidae.